Aphanomyces invadans is the source of this 1239-nucleotide messenger RNA. RefSeq names its product methionine aminopeptidase, type I. Lineage: Eukaryota; Oomycota; Saprolegniomycetes; Saprolegniales; Verrucalvaceae. Gene Ontology annotation, molecular function: metalloaminopeptidase activity. Gene Ontology annotation, biological process: proteolysis. The record is from RefSeq and is a predicted model, not a curated record. The transcript has a single exon. Bases 25 to 1164 code for a protein of 379 amino acids.
UAUUCCUGAAGGGAACUGACGAACAUGAGCAGUGCAGACGCGACGAUCAUCUGCGCCACGGAGGGAUGCGGCAAGCCCGGCAAGAUGGUGUGUCCUACGUGCAAGAAGAUUGGUGUCCCGCCUGGCAUUAGCAGCUUCUGCACGCAGGAUUGCUUCAAACAGUACUGGCCCCAUCACAAAGGCCUGCACAAAAUGUUCACCGUUGACCCUUCGACGAAAGCAGACAAGUUCUUUGGGUAUAAAUUCUCGGGCUCGCUGCGACCAGGUGUUGUGAGCCCCAUGAGGACGGUGCCCGAUCACAUCGCGCGCCCGGACUACUGGUCUAGCGGCCAACCCGUCUCCGAGCAACAAGCGGACAGAAGCGGCAAGAUCCCAGUGUACACGGCGCAGGAAAUCGAAGGCAUCCGAUUGGCUUGUCGCCUCGGCCGUGAAGUGCUGGACAUCGCUGGCCGCGCCAUCCGCGUGGGCAUGACGACCGACGAGAUCGACGUGAUCGUCCACGAGGCAUGCAUCGAGAGGGGAUGCUACCCGUCACCGCUCAACUACUACAACUUCCCCAAGUCCGUGUGCACGUCUGUGAAUGAAGUCAUUUGUCAUGGUAUCCCCGACUCGCGCCCGCUGGAAGACGGGGAUAUCUUGAACAUUGACAUUACCGUGUACAAGGACGGGUUCCACGGCGAUCUAAACGACACCUUCCUGGUGGGGAAGGUCGAUGCCGAUGGCGUCCGCCUGGUUAAGACUGCAUUCGAUUGCCUGGCCACUGCCAUAGCGAUGGUCAAGCCUGGCACGAUGUACCGCGACCUCGGCCGUGAGAUUACUGCCGUCGCGGAAGAGCAAGGGUUCUCUGUCGUCAAAACGUACUGCGGACACGGCAUCGGGUCCCUCUUCCACACAACGCCGAACGUCCCGCAUUACGCCAAGAACAAAGCCGUCGGCAUCAUGAAGCCAGGCCACAUCUUCACCAUUGAACCGAUGAUCAACAUAGGGUCGUGGCGAGAUGGACGAUGGCCGGACGACUGGACCGCCGUCACGGUGGACGGGACCCGGUCCGCGCAGUUUGAACACACCAUCUUGGUCACGGAAACGGGAUACGAAAUCCUCACGGCCCGCGAGAACGAACCCGUCAUGACCUGGGACUUGGCCAAAGUUCAGCGAGGACUGUAGACGACGCGCGGUCGGACGACAACGAUCUAGGAGGACAGGUUAACACAAGCAAGUGAAGUGCGUAUGCGAACCGAU